AUGCGCUUCAAAGGUGUUGUAUAUGCCGGCAUUAAUGUUGAUACUUUAGGGGAAAACAUCAGCACUCCUUACGCUUUCUCUCUCUCGAAGCCGAACCCAGAAGGCGGCGAGCCAAUCCCCCUCUUGCCCCUCCUCACCACGAAGCGAGUCUUUCUACGUGCCGUGCUCGCCGAACUACUCUGGUUCAUCUCUGGCUGCACCUCGUCCCUCCCACUCUCCGAAGCCGGGAUUAAGAUUUGGGAUGGAAAUGGAAGCCGCGAGUUUCUGGAUAAAUCCGGCCUCGGCCACCGUGAAGAAGGCGAUCUAGGACCCGUGUAUGGAUUCCAGUGGCGGCACUUUGGCGCCGAGUAUGUCGACGCCAAGACGGAUUACUCCGGCCAGGGUGUCGACCAGCUCAAAGAUGUUGUGCACAAGCUUAUUCACAACCCUUUCGAUCGCCGCAUCAUCAUGAGCGCGUGGAACCCCGCUGAUCUGAAAAAGAUGGCCCUGCCCCCGUGCCACAUGUUCGCCCAGUUUUACGUCUCAUUCCCGCCUGGCAUGAAGCUCGAUGAAAAGACUGGCCGUCCAUCGGAGAAGGGUACCUUGUCCUGUGUGCUCUAUCAGCGCUCUUGUGAUAUGGGUCUUGGCGUGCCCUUCAAUAUCGCGUCCUACGCUCUUCUCACCCAUAUACUUGCACACGCUGCGGAUCUUCAUCCCGGAACUCUCAUUCACACUAUGGGCGAUGCCCAUGUCUAUCUUGACCACAUCGAUGCGCUCAAUGAGCAGCUUGGUCGAGAACCAACAGAGUUCCCCGAGUUGCGCAUUAAGCGUGAUGAUCGGGGGAGCGCGGUCGUUGACGGCUGGAAGGAGGAUGAGUUUGAGGUCAUUGGAUACAAGCCUCACAAGAUCAUCAAAAUGAAGAUGAGCGUUUGA
Molecule: messenger RNA, 912 nt
Organism: Penicillium mononematosum
Lineage: Eukaryota; Fungi; Ascomycota; Eurotiomycetes; Eurotiales; Aspergillaceae
Product: thymidylate synthase
Exons: 2
Coding region: 1-912 (303 amino acids)
Biological process (GO): dTMP biosynthetic process
Cellular component (GO): mitochondrion; cytosol
Molecular function (GO): thymidylate synthase activity
Source: RefSeq, a predicted model, not a curated record